This is a messenger RNA of Salarias fasciatus (jewelled blenny), 2105 nucleotides long. It is a transcript of the gene slc25a13, whose product is annotated as solute carrier family 25 member 13. NCBI's taxonomy places the organism in Eukaryota, Metazoa, Chordata, Actinopteri, Blenniiformes, Blenniidae. The transcript has 18 exons. The record is from RefSeq and is a predicted model, not a curated record. The coding region runs from base 1 to 2025 and encodes 674 amino acids. Gene Ontology annotation, molecular function: L-glutamate transmembrane transporter activity; L-aspartate transmembrane transporter activity; calcium ion binding. Gene Ontology annotation, biological process: malate-aspartate shuttle; aspartate transmembrane transport; L-glutamate transmembrane transport.
AUGGCAGCGAAGGCACUUCUGCCUCGGCGGGCCGACCCAGCUGAGCUGAGAGCCAUCUUUGAAAAGUAUGCCAGCGUAAAGAAGAAUGAUGAGCACUUUAUGUCGCCGCAGGACUUUGUAAACCGGUUCCUCCAUGCCCACGUAGACAUCCGUUUGUCAGACGAGGCCACAACUCUGCUUGCUGGAGUGGUGGACCAGAAGAAAGAUGGCCUAAUCUCCUUCCAGGAGUUUGUGGCGUUCGAGUCGGUGCUGUGCGCCCCAGACUCCCUCUUCAUGGUCGCCUUCCUGCUGUUUGAUAAGGCAGGAGAUGGAGUGACCACUUUUGAGGAGGUGAAGCAGGUCUUCAGCCAGACGACCAUCCACCAGCACAUCCCCUUCAACUGGGACUGUGAGUUCAUUCGCCUGCACUUCGGCUCGCAGAGAGACAAGCAGCUCAACUACGGCGAGUUCACCCAGUUUCUCCUGGAGAUGCAGCUGGAACACGCGCGACAAGCUUUCAUCCAGCGGGACCAAGCCCACAGCGGCUCCAUCUCCGCGCUGGACUUCAGGGACAUCAUGGUGACCAUUCGGCCGCACAUGCUCACACCCUUUGUAGAGGAAUGCCUCGUUGCGGUUGCAGGGGGCAGCACAUCUCAUCAGGUCAGCUUCUCUUACUUCAAUGGCUUCAACUCGCUGCUGAACAACAUGGAGCUGAUAAGAAAGAUCUUCAGCACGCUGGCCGGCCACCGUCGAGGUGUGGAAGUCACCAAAGAGGAGUUCAUCGUGGCGGCUCAGCGGUUUGGCCAGGUGACGCCCAUGGAGGUCGACAUCCUGUUUCAACUGGCGGACCUGUCAGACCCUCGCGGACGUGUUGGUUUAGUGGACAUUGAGAAAAUUGCUCCGCUGGAGGAAGGCGCCCUGCCCUACAACUUGGCUGAGGUCCAGAGACAGCAACUGGGCAGCGACGGCUCCCGCCCCGUCCUCGUCCAGGUGGCAGAGUCGGUCUACAGAUUCACUCUUGGCUCGGUAGCAGGGGCUGUGGGUGCCACGGCAGUGUAUCCCAUCGACCUGGUGAAGACUCGCAUGCAGAACCAGAGAAGCAGCGGCUCGCUGGUGGAAGAGCUCAUGUACAAGAACAGCUUCGACUGCUUCAAGAAGGUGGUGCGCUACGAGGGCUUCUUCGGCCUUUACCGAGGUCUGGUACCACAGCUACUGGGUGUGGCGCCCGAGAAAGCCAUAAAGCUCACAGUGAAUGACUUUGUUCGAGGAAAGACCCGACAGAAGGACGGCUCAGUUCCUCUGGCUGCUGAGAUCCUGGCUGGCGGAUGUGCUGGUGGAUCUCAGGUGAUCUUCACGAACCCCCUGGAGAUCGUAAAGAUCCGCCUGCAGGUGGCAGGAGAGAUCACCACGGGGCCGAGGGUCAGCGCGCUCUCCGUCAUCAGGGACCUCGGCUUCUUUGGACUUUACAAGGGUUCCAAAGCUUGUUUUCUGCGGGACAUCCCCUUCUCUGCCAUCUACUUCCCUUGCUAUGCCCACACCAAGGCUUACCUGACUGAAGAGGACGGGACGAUAGGGCCUGGAAAGAUGCUGUUCGCAGGAGCGCUGGCAGGCAUGCCCGCAGCCUCUCUGGUGACCCCGGCAGACGUGAUCAAGACCAGGCUACAGGUGGCAGCGCGGGCGGGCCAGACCACCUACAGCGGCCUGACCGACUGCUUCUGGAAGAUUCUCCGAGAGGAGGGACCACGGGCUUUCUGGAAAGGAGCUGCAGCUCGAGUGUUUCGGUCCUCGCCUCAGUUCGGAGUGACCCUGGUGACCUACGAACUUCUGCAGCGCUGGUUCUAUAUUGACUUUGGAGGACAAAAGCCGGCUGGCUCCGAGCCCACCCCCAAGUCUCGGAUCAGCCUGCCGGCGCCCAACCCCGACCACAUCGGAGGCUUCAGGUUGGCCGUGGCCACAUUCGCUGGCAUCGAGAGCAAGUUUGGACUCCACCUCCCACGCUACACGGCGGCGACGGCCGCGGCCCCCUCCAACACAAGCACCCCCUGAACCUUAGGGACGGGGGGGGUGAGUGAGUGUAAGGGGGUUUAAGAGUUUUUUCAUACUGACAAGCACUGAGAGACAGCAAG